CCGUGUUAUUUUUAAAUUUACAAUUUAUUUAGUUGCGUUCGACAAUCGAUUAUUAUAAUAAAAUGGCAGAAAAAAGGAAGCGUAGUCAAAAUUUUACAGUGGACGAAAAAGAUAAGUUGGUGAAAUUGGUGUGUGUUUUUAAAAACAUCAUUUUAAAUAAAAGAACAGAUGGUACAACCAACCAAGCUAAGAACGAGGCUUGGAUAAACCUCUGUUCUCAAUAUAAUUCAACGGGAAAUAUGUACAGGAGUAAAGAUGCUCUCAUGAGAGUCUGGGAGAAAAUGAAAAGCGAAGCAAAAACGUACAACUCGAGAAACAGGAGUUGUGCAACUGGAACCGGUGGAGGACCCUCAACUAUAAAAACAGACCCAAUAUUAGAACAAGUCUGUGAAUUAAUGGGUCGAGGUUGCAGUGGUAUUGCUGAUGUUUUAGACUCAGAUUCAGUUAUCCCAAUUUCAUCCAUCAAUACAAAUGUUAUUGAUCCAGAACUGACCAGUGAAGAAUCGCAGGGUAUAAUUUUAGACGCUGAACUGGUUACGGACAUGGGAACAAAUGAAGUUAAGGGAGACGAACACAAUGUAGUGAACACACCACCAUGUUCUAAAAUAUUAGAAACUCCUCUUUGGAAAAGGCGUAGACCAAUUCUCAAAGAAAAUCCCCAGACGGAAGUUGUGUCUACCCUGUGUACAGGAUUCAGGGGGAUAAAUGAAAAAAAAAUUGAAAUUGAAGAUUUAAAAAAGAAAUUGCUGGAAGAAGAAAUAGAAUUUAAAAGAACCUUAUACAGUUUACAAAUAGAGUCAGCAAGAAAAGAUUUAGAAAUAAAAAUAGAAGUUCUUAACCAAAUAAAGGGUGGAAACUUCAAUCUGAAGAAUUUAUUUGGUGUGCCAAAGAAUGACUAAAUAGAGAAAUUGUAUUUU
Molecule: messenger RNA, 917 nt
Organism: Colias croceus (clouded yellow)
Lineage: Eukaryota; Metazoa; Arthropoda; Insecta; Lepidoptera; Pieridae
Exons: 4
Coding region: 63-899 (278 amino acids)
Source: RefSeq, a predicted model, not a curated record